CGCACAUGGUCCUCCUCUCUCUCUCCCCCCCUCCCUCCUUCUCUCUCUCACUGCAAGUGUUCUUCGCAUACUUCAGCAAAAUUCUCAGCCAAGAGAAAUGAGUUUCUUCAUCGAAGAUUCGGGUCUCAUCAUCACUCAAGUUCUCUACAGAACGGCGGUUAUCAUCGCCGUUUUGAGAUGGAUCCUCGCGUGGAUUCUCCGUCACCGAUCCAGAUCUUCCGGAUCCUCUUCCGGAUCCGGAAGAUCUGGAUCCGCAUCGUCUUCCUCCUCCAAGUCGAUCUCCUCUCAGGCGAUCAAGCUUAGCCUCGCCGUGACGACGUUUCGAGACGCGGCGGAGCGAUCUCCGGCGACGAUCAGCGACACGUGCGCCGUGUGCCUGGGCAGCCUGGAAGACGAAGACGAGGUCAGGGAGCUCAGGAACUGCUGCCACGUGUUCCACCGGGAGUGCAUCGACCGGUGGCUUGAUUACGAAGAGCACGACGACGGCAGCGGCGAUGACAACCACCACCGGACUUGUCCUCUGUGUAGAGCGCCGUUGCUUACGCAUGAUACGGCGUCGUGUUGUGCGGGUUUUCCGGCGAAGAACGAGCCCAGCUGGGCCGUCGAACGGCUUCUCUACCUCUUCGGAGACGAUCUACUCGCCUGAAUCAUUUUUUUCUGUUUUCAGUUUCUAAUUUUACAUUUUUAAAAUGUUAUUUAAUUUUAGGAUAUUUGAUUGUAGGGGAAUUAUAUGAAGAGGGGUAGAUUUUGUAAUUUAGGUAUUAAAAAGGGGUAUAUUCAAAACAAUGUGUGAUAAUUACCAUGGAAAUUAAAAUGGUUGUACAAUACAAUAUUAUAUCAUUUUCAGGUUUUCUUCUGUU
Messenger RNA from Tarenaya hassleriana, 860 nucleotides. Its product is annotated as E3 ubiquitin-protein ligase ATL4. Gene Ontology annotation, biological process: protein ubiquitination. Bases 98 to 646 code for a protein of 182 amino acids. Lineage: Eukaryota; Viridiplantae; Streptophyta; Magnoliopsida; Brassicales; Cleomaceae. The transcript has a single exon. The record is from RefSeq and is a predicted model, not a curated record. Gene Ontology annotation, molecular function: ubiquitin protein ligase activity.